Messenger RNA from Mytilus trossulus (common blue mussel), 5803 nucleotides. RefSeq names its product cullin-1-like. The transcript has 20 exons. NCBI's taxonomy places the organism in Eukaryota, Metazoa, Mollusca, Bivalvia, Mytilida, Mytilidae. The coding region runs from base 203 to 2530 and encodes 775 amino acids. Gene Ontology annotation, biological process: SCF-dependent proteasomal ubiquitin-dependent protein catabolic process; protein ubiquitination. Gene Ontology annotation, cellular component: SCF ubiquitin ligase complex. The record is from RefSeq and is a predicted model, not a curated record. Gene Ontology annotation, molecular function: ubiquitin protein ligase binding; protein-macromolecule adaptor activity.
GGAAUUUUUGUACGAACGGGAGACAAUCCAAAUGAGGUCAAUCGCUAUUGAUUCCAUAAUGAAAUGAAAUUCAAUAGGAAACGUCUACAUAAAUGAUCCAGAUCUGAUUAAUUAUAAGUUCACAAAAUGGAUAUCAACUGACUUUGAUGUGAAAAAUUUCUGCUUAUAACAUUUCUACUGAAGAUAUAAAUAAGGUUAAAAAAUGGCAGGAUCCCGUCAAAAUCCGCAUGGAUUGAAGCAAAUUGGAUUAGACCAGAUUUGGGAUGAUCUUAGAGGAGGAAUCAAACAUGUAUACAACCGACAGAGCAUGGCUAGAAACAGAUACAUGGAACUAUACACACAUGUUUACAAUUACUGUACAAGUGUUCACCAGUCUGGACAAGCUGGUCAACAGUCAUCUUCAAGGGCACAAGGUGGGCGUCGUCCAAAACCACCCACAGGAGGAGCCCAGUUUGUUGGGUUUGAGCUGUAUAAAAGACUAAAAGAUUUUCUUAAAUCCUACCUGGUCACAGUGUUGAGGGAUGGACAAGAUUUUCUUGAUGAGCAGGUUCUAUCAUUCUACACCAAACAAUGGGAGGAUUAUCAGUUUUCCAGUAAGGUAUUAAAUGGAGUGUGUGCCUAUCUAAACAGACAUUGGGUCAGGAGAGAAUGUGACGAAGGAACUAAAGGCAUUUAUGAAAUUUAUUCUCUUGCAUUAAUUAUAUGGAGGGAUAAUUUAUUCAAACCACUGAAUAAACAAGUAACAAAUGCUGUCCUUAAACUAAUAGAAAAGGAGAGAUAUGGUGAAACCAUUAACACCAGACUUGUCAGUGGUGUAAUUAAUUGUUAUGUUGAGCUUGGCCUGAAUGAAGAUGACCCAUCUACCAAAGGUCCAACAUUAAGUGUUUAUAAAGAUCACUUUGAGAAUCCAUUCUUAGAUGAUACAGAACAGUUUUAUACAAGAGAGAGUACAGAGUUCCUAAGACAAAAUCCUGUUACAGAAUAUAUGAAAAAGGCUGAAGCCAGACUAAUGGAAGAACACAAGAGAGUACAGUUGUAUUUACACGAAAGUACACAGGAUGUUCUUGCCAGGAAAUGUGAGAAAGUUCUCAUAGAGAAACAUCUGGAAAUAUUCCACUGUGAAUUCCAGAAUCUCUUACAUGAUGACAAAAAUGAUGAUUUAGGAAGAAUGUAUCAAUUGGUGUCUAGGAUACAGGAUGGUCUUGGAGAACUGAAGAAUUUGUUAGAAACACAUAUAUAUAACCAAGGAAUGGAAGCCAUAGAUAAAUGUGGAGAGGCUGGUCUCAAUGACCCUAAGAUAUAUGUACAGACAAUUUUAGAUGUUCAUAAGAAAUAUCAUGCCUUAGUGUUGACGGCAUUUAGUAAUGACUCAGGGUUUGUGGCAGCCUUAGAUAAGGCAUGUGGUAGAUUUAUAAAUAAUAAUUCAGUAACAAAGUUGGCUAAUUCCUCCAGUAAAUCACCUGAAUUGUUAGCAAGAUACUGUGAUCUUUUACUUAAAAAGAGUUCCAAGAACCCAGAGGAAGCUGAAUUAGAGGAUACAUUAAAUCAAGUGAUGAUAGUAUUUAAAUACAUAGAAGAUAAAGAUGUGUUCCAGAAAUUCUACAGUAAAAUGCUGGCUAAGAGAUUAGUGCAACACAUGUCUGCAAGUGAUGAUGCUGAAGCCAGUAUGAUCUCAAAAUUAAAGCAAGCCUGUGGAUUUGAGUAUACAUCCAAACUACAAAGAAUGUUUCAAGACAUCAGUGUCAGUAAAGAACUUAACGAUCAAUUCAGGGAACAUCUUAAAAAAUCUCCUGCUGAAGACCAGCUGGAUAUUGAUUUCAGCGUACAGGUGCUAAGCUCAGGGUCGUGGCCUUUUCAACAGUCUUGUACAUUCGCUCUGCCACAAGAGAUGGAGAGAAGUUUUCAAAGAUUUACCUGUUUCUAUAGUAACCGCCACAGUGGUAGAAAAUUAAAUUGGUUGUAUCAUAUGUCUAAAGGAGAGUUGGUCACACAUUGUUUUAAAAAUAGAUAUACAUUACAGGCCUCCACAUUUCAAAUAGCCGUCCUUUUACAGUUUAAUUUAGAAAAUAGUUUAUCAGUUCAACAAUUACUGGAUAGUACACAAAUCAAAUUGGAUAUGUUACAGCAAGUUCUCCAGAUACUGCUCAAAUCUAAGUUACUAGUUACAGACGAUGAUGAAAAUGAACUUGUCCCUACGUCACAACUGUCUCUUUUCUUUGGAUACAAAAAUAAAAAGUUACGUGUAAAUAUAAAUGUUCCAAUGAAACAAGAGGUGAAAAUAGAACAGGAAGCUACACACAAACACAUUGAAGAAGAUCGAAAACUUCUAAUUCAGGCAGCCAUAGUACGUAUAAUGAAAAUGAGGAAGACAUCAAAACAUCAACAACUUUUAGGAGAAGUUUUGAACCAGCUAUCAUCUAGAUUUAAGCCCAGAGUUCCUGUGAUUAAGAAAUGUAUAGACAUUUUGAUAGAGAAGGAAUAUCUAGAACGUGUUGAAGGACAGAAGGAUACAUACAGUUACUUAGCAUAAAUUUAAACUCACUGCUGUUUUGUAAAUUCACCUUAAAAUGUCUGCCGAUGACAAGGGAGUGAAUUCAUCAAAGUAUGAAAGGGAGAUAACUGAAUUUUUGUUUUUGUUUGGAUAAGAGGAAUAGAGGAAAUGAUGAAUUUGCAGAGUGUUUGUCAGUUGUGAAUGCAGACAAGAUUUCUACUAGAGUUCAACAGUUUAGUUUGUUACGUCCUCAGAUACAAUAGCAUUUUGCUGGACUGUUACUUUUUUCUCUCUAUUUUAUUGAGAGUUCUUGAAUUAGAUAUUGAACAUACUUUGUACUAGACUGUCUUGUAUGUGCCAAUGAUGUAUAACUCUUUCCUGUUGUAUAUCUUUUACCUAUAUAUUCUAUACUAGGGCUAUAUAAGUGUAAUACAAAUAGGAUAAAAUAACAAAGAUAUUCUAAACUGGCAUUAGAUUCCUGGUAGGCAAAAUUAAGUCAAUGAACUGUUAUUUAUUUACAUUAAAAAAUUGAUGUCAUAAUCCAAUUGUCCUAUUUAUAGCUGCUGCAUUGCUAUUUUUAUGUCAGAUAUUUUGUUCUUAAAUAUUAAAAAGAUUAUUCUUUUGAUUAGUAAUUAAAGAUUUCCAUGGUAGCUUUUUUUCCAGAAUUAAUGAUAUCAUUUGAUAUUUCUAACAUCUUUGACACGACUGCUUGGGUUUACAAAUUCUCACUGUCAAAUAUCAUACCAGAUACCAAAAUAGAAACUUUCAUCAAUCAGUUCAGAAUUUUGGAUUUAUUUUUUAAAUUUGAAGGUUUUACUUGGAUGCAAUUUCAUUAUUAUUUAAUAGAGGGAAAAAAACUGAUUAAAAAAGAUUUGGGGAUGUGGGAGUUUACUUUUCUUUAGUCCUAAAUAUUUUUUUGUAUAUUUUGUUUACCACAUCAAAACAGCAUUUUGUAUUAAUUUUGCUGUUUAUCCUAAGUUGUGCAAUGUACAUUUUUAAUUUGUUUUAUUUAUUUAUGGUUUUUAUAUCUUUAUGAUGGUAGUGCAAGCAGUUUGUACACAUACUGCUUGUAUAACACUGAAGAAAAACCAAAAAGUGCUUGUUGUGUGCUUAAUUAGUUUGCUUUUUCAACAAAUGAAGAGCUUAGAUUGCUCCUCUUAUUUGAAACAUAAGAUUUUCAAAUAAAACAUAAACUGCAUUAUAUAAACUUGAUUCCGUAAGUGUUUGACUUGUAAAAAUUCAUCAAUUCACCUUUUUUCUUUUAAGGAUAACAUAAGAAUUAGCCAAAUUAAGUUGUGUGUAUGUCGAUGAAAGUGUGUGUAAUGCAUUUUUGCAGUUGAGAAAAAGAAUAGUAUUUGAGUGUAACUGUGAUGUCAUUUCUGUUUUAAAGAAUCCUUAUUUUGUUAUGCAAAAAGUUUAUGAUCUAAAUAUAUAUAAAUAACUACCAUUAAAUUUUACAAUACCUCAGAUAUGACUAUAUGUUUAUUUGUUUGUUAAAAAACAACCCAUAUUUACUUUUAGUUUGUGGAAAUCAAAACCAAUUUUCAAAAUUACAUAGUUGUAUUUGAAAUCCUAAAACAUCUUCGGAUUAUAAAACAUAUCGAAAAUAUUUUAAUUAAUUAAGUUUACCUUAACUGUACAACUUUUUUGUGUGUUUAUUUUGCACAUGCUAUUUCAACUACAAAAACCAGAUUUUAAUAGCAAAACUUCAGGUUCUUAAAUUGUAUCAGCAUAUCGUCCAUGUGAUUAAAUAAUUUCCGUUACAUUACUGGAAAUUAAAGGGAAAUAAGAUUUGAACCAAACCCUUUAUAGAAAAUAAAAAAAUAAUGUAUUCUUUUCCAUACAGAAUAAAUGUUUUCACUAAAUUAGAUUUUCUUGAUAUUGGAGUCAGAAAGGACCCAUUUUCAAAAUUCAUAUCAUUUUCUUGAUAUUGGAGUCAGAAAGGACCCAUUUCAAAAUUUAAACAAGUCCAAUGCAUUAGUUUUCCAUUUUGAAAAGUUCUUUACAUCAACUUUAAUAACAGUAGAAUAACCGUGUCAGAAUCAGCUCUGCUUUGUUGAUCUAUACAUGGUGUUGUGAUAUCAUGCUGUGCUAGACACAGCUCAACAAUUAUUAUUUUCCAAUUACCGUUAUAACUUUCUUUUGUUGUAGAAUCAGUUGAAAAUCUAUUUUACGAUGUACAUAUAUUUAAUUGCCAAAUAUAAGAGUGUUGCCCAAUCACUAGGCAAUCCUAUCUUGUUUCAGACAAUUGUUUUUGUUUGUUGAAUAUUCUCAAAUUUUAUAUUCUCAUUGAGGAUUCUGCGUUUUUAAAAAUUAUCUUCAAUGUUUUUGUCUUUCAUAUCAUUUUGUUCCUGUUUUCUUGGAAUUCAGAAAAAAAUUAAAUACUACAGCUGUUAAUAUUGAACAUGAAGUUAUUUGUUUUAACAAGAUAUUGGUGUGUAACUAUAGAUAGUGUUGUAAUUGGCUUCUUUUUUUUUUUUUUAUCUUUUUCGAAACUGCCUUGAUUGCCUCUUUGCCUCAAUGGCAGAAGUCUUGACUUAAAUCCUGGACAAGGUAAAACCAAACCUGCUUUUCCACCAAAUAUUAAGAUGUAAGAAUUUAGUAACUGAUUGACUCAGGAGUCAGGAAAAUUGUGUGUGAGGCAGAUAAUAAUAAUAAAAAAAAAAAUUAACUUUAAGUUUUUUUUUCUAUGUAUGUUUGAUAAAUUUCUUUUUUUUUUACCGGUAUUGAUUUACUUGAACUUUCAAGAGCUAAAAUUAUUUAAAUGAGAACUAAAAGAUCCAAUUUUAAGGAAUAACAAUAUUGUCUUAUUGAACUUUUAACUUUUUGACCCCUUUCCAACUUAUCCUCAAUUCUGUUGACAUUCCAAGUUUUCAAUCUAUUAUAUUCCUUGUUGAUUUAUACUCAUUCUGAAUGAAUAUGCAUAAAACAAUUUCCAUAGGAUGUACAGCAAACAAUCAAUCAACCUUGCCCUACAUGCUCAUAAAAUAAGGUUAUACUAUUCCCCAACCCCCUCUAAAAAAAGUGAGAUGCAACACUAUAUAUAUUUUACACACACUUAUAUUUAAAAUGAAUUGCUAGUUACAUACCUAGUUUACUUUGACAAUAAUUUCUUUUCCCUUGUUUAGUAAUAUAACAGAUUGCAGCUGUGCUGUAUAAACAACACUAGUUAGGUCACAAAUAUUUUCAUGGUAAAUUCAGACUGGCUGUACAAAAUUAAAGCAAUUACCAAGAAUCUCUUGCACCAAUAAUUGAUAUAAUUUAUUAAUCUGUUCUUUUUCAUCUGAAUAAAAAAAAUGACAUAUUGCUGAA